Messenger RNA from Aspergillus saccharolyticus JOP 1030-1, 1459 nucleotides. RefSeq lists its product as uncharacterized. NCBI's taxonomy places the organism in Eukaryota, Fungi, Ascomycota, Eurotiomycetes, Eurotiales, Aspergillaceae. Gene Ontology annotation, cellular component: nucleus; cytoplasm. The record is from RefSeq and is a predicted model, not a curated record. The transcript is spliced from 8 exons. Bases 59 to 1252 code for a protein of 397 amino acids.
GCUCCUCUUACUCAAACAAGACAAGUCGACCUACAUCAAAUCCCGCGACGUGCUCCCGAUGUACGAGGAAGUGAUUGCCGAGGUUGAGAAGCUCAAUGCCGUCCGGAAGGAACAAGACCGCCGGCUGACACAUAACCGACUGGAUUAUGUUCUCGAUGAUUGUUUCCAGUUGAUCUCCCUGCUGUUCUUGACGGUGGGCAGGAAUAAUGAAGCUCCAGCGCUGUACUCGCUUGCGACCACUGUUCAGCGACUCCUCGACCAUCUGGAAGAAGCGGGAUUCUACAGUUCGAAAGACCUGAGUUCGAUCACGAAGACGCUGGCCAACAUGCACGAGACUCUGGAGCGCUGUCGCGAUGCUUACUCGCCUGCCCUGAUCACGCUAUUGGAAAGUCGUCUGGAGAAGUGCCAGUUACAGCUGGAGAAGCUGCAGAGCGGACUCGCCAAGUUGAGCCCGGGCCUAGCCUCAAUUCAUGAGACUCUGGUGUCGGUGCUGCGGUCAACCUCCGCCGUCAACACACGUUCGAAGUUCUCGGCGGCGGAGGUCAACAAUCUGCGCGAACAGCUGAAGAAGAUUCAAGCGAGCAUGAAGGACGGGCAGUUUGUCGAUUUGGAUGGCACACCACUUUCUGGGGCGCAGGAAGCGACCAAAAUACUAUUGGACCGGUGCUGGCGUUGGACGGAGAUCGUUCUGGAGCGGGAAGGCAAGAUUGAUGAGCGCUUCAAGGAGCAGUAUGACCGGCUGAUCGAUAUCAAAAACCAGCUCGAUCGGCUCUCCGUCACCCAGGCGUGGUCCCUCCGCGAGACGGAUCUUUUCGGCUACCAACGGAAACUUGAUCGCAUCGACGAAGCGCGGGUCAAUGGGAAUUUUGUCGACAACGAGGGCAACGUGGCAGAUGUCCAUGCACAAAGGACUCUGCUUUAUCUGAUUCGCAGGAGCUAUGGAUACAUUUACUCCCUCUUGAUUUCGUCCGAACCGGUUUCGGAGGCUUUGUUGCCGGUGUACAAUCAGCUCCAAACGCUGCGCAAGUGCUUGCUGGAGGUGCAAGAAUCAGGCGGGGUGUCUAAUUCGCGCGAACUAUAUCCCUACAGCAUGAAGUUAAAUUCGAUUGACAACAUGCGGGUGGACGGCAAAUUUUACGUGGGAACCGAUAUUCCCGAGGGACAGGGCAGUGUGAAUGCACUAUUGGCGGAAUGCUAUGAUAUCGUGUGGGAACUGCGGGCCGCGGUGACUGACGAGGAGAAAACUGCCUGAGGAGGUUGUGUUAUCAUUAUGAAGUGUACGGAGUAGCUAGUCACUAAUACUAAAGACAGGAAAGGGAGGUGGACUGUUGGCCUGUGGUGUUUCGGCGUACUGAUGAUUGUUUUUGCUCUUGCUUGUUCUCCCUCUUGAUCAAGUUGACAUUGUCUGAUUCAGUGCCUGUGAGUGUACACAGUAGUCACGCAGUACUAAAGAGUACGA